Molecule: messenger RNA, 747 nt
Organism: Closterium sp. Naga37s-1
Lineage: Eukaryota; Viridiplantae; Streptophyta; Zygnematophyceae; Desmidiales; Closteriaceae
Source: the annotation of a GenBank genome assembly
AUGAUGCGACGGCCGCCUCCCGAUAUUCGCAACACGUACUCGCUGCUCGUCCUUAACAUCACAUUCCGAACCACGUCCCAGGACCUGAUGCCACUAUUCGAGCGCUACGGCACGGUUUCUGACAUUUUCAUUCCAAAGGACAAGCGCACGGGCACGUCACGGGGGUUUGCGUUUGUGCGCUUUAAGCAUGAGGACGAGGCAGCCAAGGCUGUUGAACGCCUUGACGGCACGACGGUGGAUGGGCGUGAGAUCAUGGUGAAAUUCGCCAAGUACGGCCGCAACGAGGAGAUCAUAGAUAAGGGCAUGAUCACUGAGGUUGGCCCGCCUCCCCCUCCCUCCAUGCACCAUGGACCUCGCUAUGAUCGUGCCCCCUUUCCCGGCCCCCCACCGUUUUUCGACGGUAGAGGAGGGCCGGAUUACAGGGCCAUGGGGGGAGGGUGGGGGGGACGAGGGGGGGGAUACGGUGGUGGUGGGGGGGGGGAUUAUAACAGGGGGAUGAUCGGGGGUUAUCGUGGUGGGGGGGAUUACAGAGGAGGUGGGGAUUACAGGGGAGGGGAUUACAGGGGGGGAGGGGAUUAUAGGGGAGGGGAUUACAGGGGAGGUGGGGAUUAUAGGGGCGGUGGGGAUUACAGAGGGGGGGGAGGAUAUAGGGGAGGUUCAGGAGAUCUGGAGGAUGGGGCGGGAGGAGGAGGGGGAGGGGAGGAGAAGAAGGAACGGUCAAGUGAGGACGAGGAGGAGAAGCAGUAG